Iphiclides podalirius (scarce swallowtail) is the source of this 255-nucleotide messenger RNA. NCBI's taxonomy places the organism in Eukaryota, Metazoa, Arthropoda, Insecta, Lepidoptera, Papilionidae. The record is from the annotation of a GenBank genome assembly.
AUGAGUCGGGGUGCGGGCGAGCCGGCGCGGGCUCGUGACGCAGACCAGGCCCCCGCGCCGGCUCAAGCGCGCUCUAGCUCUGACCACUACCCUCCCCCCUCCCCUCGUUUCUGGGCGACCAUACGCAGCGAAGCAACGGCUGUAAAGCGAGGCUGUAACACGGGCCGGUGCGGAGCGGGCGGCCGGGAGCCUUACCUUCUCCCAUUACGGCGGAGGUGCGCCGCCCAAGAUUGCUUCGCCGCCAUCCGUGUGGGA